This is a messenger RNA of Amaranthus tricolor (Joseph's coat), 693 nucleotides long. RefSeq names its product ethylene-responsive transcription factor 12-like. The transcript has a single exon. The record is from RefSeq and is a predicted model, not a curated record. NCBI's taxonomy places the organism in Eukaryota, Viridiplantae, Streptophyta, Magnoliopsida, Caryophyllales, Amaranthaceae. Gene Ontology annotation, molecular function: DNA-binding transcription factor activity; DNA binding. Bases 241 to 693 code for a protein of 150 amino acids. Gene Ontology annotation, biological process: regulation of DNA-templated transcription.
GCCAGGGUACUCGCCUACUCGGUAGAAUGGAGAAACUCAUGAGAAGGGUUUAUAGUUAGGAGUAUUAGAAAUCCCUUUUUAAAGCUGUACGUCUAUAUCUAUAUUCCCAAUAUAUGCCCCAUACCCUUAGGCCUUAAGCCUGAAGCUAAGCUUGAAGGCUCAAACUGUGUGUGUUCUGUCUACUUAGUAGUGUGUUUUCGGAUCCUUUGGCUCAAGUCAAGUUUCUGUGUGUUUAAAAAAAUGGCAUCAGCCAGAGGCAGUAGCAGCAGAUUAGAAGCACACUAUAGAGGCGUAAGAAAGCGUCCAUGGGGGCGUUACGCAGCAGAGAUACGAGACCCAUGGAAGAAAACCCGUGUAUGGUUAGGUACUUUUGACACUCCCCAAGAAGCUGCUCUCGCUUAUGACGGAGCCGCCCGCUCCCUCCGUGGCAUUAAAGCUAAAACUAAUUUUCCUCUUCUUUCUCCUCCGCCUCAUCUUCCUCAAUCGUCCACCUCCUUAUCUCUUGACCUUAACCUUCGCCCCAUCACCAAUGCUUGGGCUGUUGGUUCGCCAAAAAAUCAUGGGGCUCAUGUUGUUGCCCCCAGUAAAGAUGAAAGCUUGGGCUUGGGUUUGGGUUUGGGUUGGGGUUUGGGUUUGAGAAAUCAACGUGGGCUUUGUGUUGACUUAAAUGAGCCUCCACCUGUUUGGCUUUGA